AUGAACCCGCCCGCGGCGUGGGGCUCCCGCACCCAAAGAGAGCGCGACCCGGAGCCGCAGAAGCCGUUCUCUGCCCGUCCGGGGAUCCCCGUGCUUCAGUUUCCCCUCCCAGAGGCUCUGGGAACAGAAACGCAAAACCUCGGGGAGCUGCGGCGCUGCUCGCUGGGGUUGGGACACUCAUGUCACCAAGUGUGUCACUGCUGGGGUGUCCCCUCUGACACUUCCUCGCUCCCCCCAGGACCCCCGGAGGGGCAGCGUGGGGCCGGGCAGCCCCAGGGGACUCACAUCAGCCAGGAUCUGGUGGGACGCAGUCUGGUCAUCGACACACUGCUGGACAACGAGACUCGCAUUGUGGAGGACAACCACAGCUACUACGUGUCCCGCACCUAUGGGCCAGGGGCUGCACGCCGCCAGGGGCUGUGGGUGGACAUGGCAGCAGCUGAUAGCAGCCACGUGAAGGUCCACGGGAUCCUCUCCAACACCCACCGGCAGGCCUCGAGGAUCGUCCUCUCCUUCGAUUUCCCCUUCUACGGGCAUCUCCUGCGGCAGGUGACGAUAGCAACUGGAGGUUUCAUCUUCAUGGGGGACGUCAUCCACCGCAUGCUGACGGCCACGCAGUACAUCGCACCGCUCAUGGCCAACUUCAACCCCAGCUACUCCCGCAACUCCACCGUGCAGUACCUGGAUAACGGCACGGUCUUUGUGGUACAGUGGGACAAGGUCUACCUCCAAGGGAAGGAGGACGUGGGCAGCUUCACCUUCCAGGCUGCCCUGCACAGCAGCGGCAGGAUCGUCUUCGGGUACAAGGAGAUCCCGGUGCCCGUCUUGCAGAUCAGCGCUGCGCAGCACCCCGUCAAGGCCGGGCUGUCUGAUGCCUUCAUGGUCCUCAACCCAUCCCCCGAGGUGCCUGAGUCGCGCCGCCGGACCAUCUAUGAGUACCACCGUGUGGAGUUGGACACCAGCAAGAUCACCAACAUGUCUGCUGUGGAGUUCACCCCGCUGCCCACUUGUCUCCAGCACCGGAGCUGUGAGGUGUGUGUGAGCUCCACGCUGACCUUCAACUGCAGCUGGUGCCACGUCCUGCAGAGGUGCUCCAGUGGCUUCGACCGGCACCGCGAGGAGUGGCUGUCCUAUGGCUGCGCCCAGCAGGCAGACGCCAAGAGCUGUGAGGACUUAGCAGAGGACGACCACUACUCGCCCCCCCCCGACGGCUCCUCCUCGCCGCUGGAUGAGGACAUCACCACCCCCACGGCCUCACUCUCCAUCGACAGCCUCACUACAGAAGACGACACGAAGCUCAACCAGCAGGCAGGCAGUGAAGGUGUGGGAAGCGACCUUCCUUCCAACAAAGUGGGUGCCCCGAUUCACACCGGGACGAUCGUGGGCAUCGUGCUGGCUGUGCUGCUCAUUGCAGCCAUCAUCCUCGCUGGGAUCUACAUCAACAGCCACCCCACCUCCAACGCCGCCCUCUUCUUCAUCGAGCGAAGGCCACAUCGUUGGCCUGCCAUGAAAUUCCGCAAUCACACCAACCGUGCGACGUACUCCGAGGUGGAGGCAGCCAGCCAUGAGAAGGAGGGCUUCGUGGAAGCAGAGCAGUGCUGAGCACUUCUCUCCCUGCACCUCUGACCCGCCACGUCUCAAGUGUUGGAGUCUUCUGUUAUCCUACUGCAAAAUCUUUCCCCUGGUGGAAAAGAAACAGCAAGUAGAGGAAAAAGACCCAAUGGAGCACUGAAGAGAAGGAGUCGGGGCUCUUUUCUCUCCCAGCCAAGCACCAGCUUCUCUUCUCUGCUCUGGAAGAAAGGAAAACCUGUUUUAUUUUAAGAGCAAAACCCUUCUAAGGAUUCACCUUCAGAAUGUUUGUGAGCCAUUGGCUCUGAGGCACUUUCUGCCAUCCAAUUAGUUUGCUCAGUUAGAAGCUGUGACUCUUACCCUAAGGGAACCAGAGGCUGAAGGGAAAAAAAUAAUAUCUUAGGUUCCUUCAAAACAUCUCUGUGGCACGGCCACGCUUCCAGCAGGAGCAGGGGAGGUUUUGCAGGCAGAGGAUGGGGACAGAGCUCUGCCAUGGUUACAACACCCAGAGUCAAGCUCACUCAUGGGAGCUUCCCAUAAGAAGUAAUGAAGGCAUACGUGCCUCGAUAUCACUGAAAAUCUGAAAAAUGCUUGGUUAACACCCUCGUACUUAGAGUCUGCUGAGGCCAGUGGAUUUCCUAUGACUUCUGUUAGCUGUGUGAGUGAUGGGCCCUUGCUCUGCACUGACGCUGACGCCGUGAUUCCAGAAUCCGACCCUCUCUGAGGGGCUCAGCUCUGCACCUCGCAGGGCAGUUCUGCUCCCUGUGCCAUCCAGCUCACGGCAAGCUGCAGCAGUGCUCACCCUGCUUCCUCCAUCAGUGCAGGACUGGGUCCCAAACUGGGGAGAGGUGGCAUGAAAAAAGAGAGAAGGCCAAAGUCCAACAUCAGGUAAAAUUUUCUUCCUCCUACCAAAAAAAAAGAGCAGUGGUUAUAUGGGUUAUUUUUUUUUCCUUAUCUUUUGAUCCUCUGUUAUUUAUUCUGAUAUCAUCUUUGAAGCAUAUUUUAUCCACUGGCUGGUUCAGCUGUCACCGGUGGUGAUCACUGCCAAAGGCAGGGUCUGUCUAAUUAAUGUUUUCCUUCUCAUCUGCUGAAUUUAUAUAGCCAUUAAAGAUAAAUAUGGAUGCUUUGUGGCAUUUAGACCCUAGAUUAUACUUCCUCAUACGUAGCCACGAGGGAGACUUUCGCUGCAUCUUAUUAUGGCAUAAAGGCACCAAAUGCUUUUACAGGGUAAGUCAGGCUGGGUCGUGCCAAGUUGUUACGACCCAGGCAGUCUCUCUUUAGACGUAUUUUGAAGAUAAACCUUAUUUCCAAAUAAAGCUUUUGAUGGGAAGGCUGUUUGUUCCCCUGUUUCCCUGAAGUAGAAAGAAUUCAGAGGAAUGCUGUCAUUUCGUUUUUGCCCUGGAUGGUUAUGAGCUGGUUAGGAAUUUUCUCUAAAUUUCCACCUUUUCAAAUAAUGGCCUUAUUUCUAGCGAUUUUCUUAAUAUGCAUCCACAACAACAACAAGGUUUUUAGGUAUUCCUCUUCCCCUACAGCCUCUAAGAUGCUAGGUAACAUCCAACACGUCUGAAAUGCUGCAUGUUUAAAAGAAAAGAGACUUUAAAUGGAGUGCAAUGGAGCUGUAUAAAUCACUGCUGCAUUACUGCAGCCAGAACCUUAAAAGGGUUCCAAAGAGGAUCAGAUACUCAGGUGGAGAAAAACAACAUCCAAGUGCCAUAGCAUAGAAAUGAUUGAGACACGUGGAGUAAACUGCAGGACAGAUGUCAAGUUCUGAGUGCCUGCAGUCAGAAAGGCUUUAUUUUUUUCAUUAUUGGUUUUGGUUUGUUUUCUUUUUUUUCCUCCUUAAAGCAAAGAACUGAAA
Molecule: messenger RNA, 3427 nt
Organism: Meleagris gallopavo (turkey)
Lineage: Eukaryota; Metazoa; Chordata; Aves; Galliformes; Phasianidae
Source: RefSeq, a predicted model, not a curated record